AUGAUAGUAUCUAGACAAUAUCACAGAUCGGAUUUCUUGAAAGUAAAUGAGUACACAUUUGAAAGGGUAAGAAAUUUUAAAUACUUAGGUGCAGAUAUUAAUGAAGAUGCUAAUAGCCACGAAGAAGUGAAAAAACGGCUCAUCGCAGCAAACAGGUGUUACUUUGGACUAUUAUCAUUGUUCAAAUCAAAACUAUUAUCAAGGAAAUCCAAAGUAACAUUAUAUAAAGUUCUAGUCAGACCAAUAGCUCUAUAUGCAAGCAGUACUUGGGCGACGACAAAGUCAGAUCAAAAAAAGUUAGAAGUAUUUGAGAGAAAGAUAUUUGGCCCAAAGAAAAACAANAAAGCGCACGAAUAGGCUGGGCUGGACAUGUAUGGAGAUCAAAAGGACUAAUCGGACAAAUAACUACAUGGAAACCAAACGCAAAGAGGCCCAGAGGACGUCCUAGAGAGAGAUGGUCAGAUAGAAAAAAAGAAGACCUAAAGAGGUUGGGAGUAAGGAAUGCUGAAGAAACGGCACAAAAUAGAGAAGACUGGAGACAAUAUGUUGUUGCGGCAAUGGGCCUAAAAGGCCUGUAAAUAGCCAGAGAAAAAGAAGAAGAAUAUACUAAUAUAUAAUAAUGUCCGGACUGAUUUUAAAAGAUAGUCCAACUCUGAUUAGAGUUGAAUGAGCUCCCGAGAUUUUGGAAUUAAAAUGUUGUCUAGUUAAGGGAUUGGAGAGGUGGAAAAAAAUUAGAAAAUAUAUGCAAUAAUAACGGUUUUAGUUUUUUUGCUGUGGUUAUUCAGUUAAAAAUUAUCUUAAAAACCUUAAACUUUCACCGUAAAUUCAAAUAAACACUUUCUAAAAGUGAUGACAUUUUAAAAACACUGGCGAUUUUUAAAUUAUUUAAUGUCAUUAGAAUUUUCGCGGUUUUAGUUUUUAUUUGAUGUUAUGAGGAUAAAAUUUAAAAUUUAAAUAUUUGGCUUGAAAAUUUAUAACGAAAUUUAUCAUAAGUAUUCCAUGGCGGUAAUAUAAACAAUUGAACGUAAUGUUGUAAUUUUUCUAUGGUUAGUAUUUUAAUUUCAACUGUUGACUCGCAAACUGUAAAAUUUUAAAAUACAUUUAACCGAACUUUGCUAUAAAUCGUUUUUUGUUAGUAAUAAUCUCUAUCAUUUCCAAUGCAGUGAAUACAUUUUUUAAAUACAUACAAUAUACAAAUAUUUUUAUUACGUAUUAUACACUUUGAACGUUUGCCAUAACAUCGGACAGAUUCGAGGAUAGUUAGGUACAGAAUAAUACAUAUUAUUAAUAUGUAAAUUUCAAUGGGUUAAACAACGGACUAAAAACUUUUUUUUCAAAAAGUCGUAUUCUUAGCAUGGAAAAUUAUUUUUUAUUUGGCGCUAACCCAAUUUAAAAGUAUGAUAUACACUAUUACCAUUAGUUAUAUAAUAUAAUAAAGUAAAUCCUAUUAAUAUAAUUCUACUAACAGGAUAUUAUUAAUUUAACUAAUGUAUACUACUUCCAACCGUUAAUUUUGAUUUUAUAAUCGAGUAUCCAUCCGUUUCAUUUGCCGGUUUUGUAUGUUUUGACUAUUGUUAUAAAUUUAUAACCAUCCAUAUUAGGAGUACAUUGAGUCUAGCUCAUAUUUUUAAACACGCCCAGCAUUCACUAACCACCCACAAUUAUGUAAAAGGUGAACAAAUUAAGAAAAAGCAAGUUAUUAAACAGUUUCAAAAUUUUACAAAAGAAAAAUAAAAUCAAAAUUCAAUUAAAAUCCUCCGAGAAAAAUACUGAUUCAUGAUAAAAUAGCCUCUCUGUAUAGUAUCGGUCAUCUAGUAGAACUAGAAACUAACGGCGAUGUUGUGUAGCAUUAUAUGUACAAAAUCUUUGGUUUGAAACAAAGUUAGUUGAAUUCUAACAUUUGUUUGAUUAAACAUAGUGAUUCAAAUUGAAAAGAAAAAACUGCGACGAGUGGGUAAGCAAAGCUUAAAGAUUAUGGUAGAGAUAAAGGCUAAUUAACGAUCAGUAUCGAGCAAAAGUAGGUAAAAAAUCGCAAGAUGUAUAAACUCUGUGUUAUUGAGGCUUUUAAAACAUUCUAUCCCGGAGCUGAGCUGUUUCUUUGGUCUUCGAACGUAGAAGACAGUAGGCAGCUGUAGGUCAGUGUUUAAACAAAUUAAUGGACUAUAAGAGACAUUAGGACAGUGUUUACCCGCAUACAUUUUUGUUUUAAUAAUAUAAAUAAAAACAUACACUCGCAUUUAAGCAAAAUUUAUAUCUAAAAAUAAACAUUUUAACAUUUUUAACAUUUUAGUUUUAAUUGUGCGUUUUAUUUAAUUUUUUUAGCAUGCUAACGGUUAUAAGAUUAGGCGUAGUUUUUAGCUAUUAUUGUUUCGAUUAUUGCGAGUGUUUAAGAUAAAAAUAUUGAUGUUUUCGUUUCUUCGUAUCUAAAGAAAAAAGAAAACUAUUUUCAAAUAUUGUAUCAACAAUUAAUAGUACUAUCGUUUAUAUAAUAGAAAGCGAUCUAUCCAAUAUAAAAAAUGAUAUGGGUAUAAAAGUACGCGCUUGUCUUUUAAGAUACAAAUUUACAAUACAUUGGGCACUGAUGAUGGUCAUGCAUAAAACAAAAUAACAGUCAAUUUUACGCAUCAUCGUAUAAUUUUCAAAAAAUCGAAAAAACGAUUCUGGGGAGAGUUCGGUUAAUAGUGUUCAGCAGUUUAGUGUUUUUUUUUUUUAAAACCUAAUCAUUAUAAAUUGUUCAUUAAGGAUAUCGGGAAGCUAUGAAAAAAAUUAUUAAAAAAUAUUUUUCGGUUUAACAUAGUAUUGCUCCUAAAAUAAAAAGAGUUAUGCAAUAUAUGCACACACCAAUCGAUGCACAACACUGUACACAGCACGACUGUAUAAAAUGCGUAUGGUAGACGAUUAACAAUCUCUCUGUGCGCAGUUAGUACUGCUAACCAAUUUUUAAAAUUAACAUUAUCUAUGAUUAAUUUCGAAGUUUUUCCAUUUGUAUUCUGUUUUCUGCAUCGUAUGGCCAGUAUUAUUUCAUAAUAAAUGUAUAACGUAUACUGUGUGUCGGAUUUUUCUUGCACUGUUAAUAAUAAAUCUUUUUCGAUUUUUUUUUAAUCGGUUUGACUUCGAGGGGGACAUCGAUUUGGAAAAAAAUUUAAUUUUUUUUUCAUCCCCUAAAAACAAAUCAAAAGUUACUUUGUUCAUUCACUUUAGAACAUUUUAAAAAUAGCCAUUUAAAAUAAAUGAUUAAAACACAUUUUUCACUUUCAUAUCCGAUGAACAAUCUCUUAGUUAUAACAGUUUUAAUUAAGUGUGGAUGAAAAACAUAUAAAUAAUACAUUUAAUUUAGCUUUUUUGUGAAAAAUAAUUAAUAUUCUUUCUAUGUAGGACAGUAGUAAUAGAAGAGGUAUUAAUAUUAUUUUGUUAAUAUAAAUGUUAAUUUAAAAUUAUGUUUUUAGGUGUAGAUAUAUUUUGAAUAGCAUGUUAAUAACGAUUAAUUGUAUUCGUUUUUGUGGCACAUUUGAGUUGGAAUUAAGAGGUUAUGAUGAAAAUGAAACAUUUCUAAACCCGGGUAUUUUUCGAGACCAA
This is a messenger RNA of Cinara cedri, 3576 nucleotides long. The record is from the annotation of a GenBank genome assembly. NCBI's taxonomy places the organism in Eukaryota, Metazoa, Arthropoda, Insecta, Hemiptera, Aphididae.